This is a messenger RNA of Equus caballus (horse), 1779 nucleotides long. RefSeq names its product fucose-1-phosphate guanylyltransferase (gene FPGT). The record is from RefSeq and is marked inferred. Gene Ontology annotation, molecular function: transferase activity, transferring phosphorus-containing groups. Lineage: Eukaryota; Metazoa; Chordata; Mammalia; Perissodactyla; Equidae.
AUGGCUGCUGCAAGUGUCGCUCCUGGCGUAGCUCUGCGAGAGGCCACGCAGCGAAGGCUGCAGAGGUUUUCAGAGCUGAGAGGCAAACCUGUGGCAGCUGGAGAAUUCUGGGACAUUGUUGCAAUAACAGCAGCUGAUGAAAAACAGGAACUUGCCUAUAAGCAACAGCUGUCAGAAAAGCUGAAAAAAAAGGAGUUACCUCUUGGAGUUCAAUAUCAUGUUUUUGUUGAUCCUCCUGGAGCCAAAAUUGGAAAUGGAGGAUCGACACUUUGUGCCCUUCGAUGUUUGGAAAAGCUGUAUGGAGAUAAAUGGAAUUCUUUUACCAUCCUGUUAAUUCACUCUGGUGGCUACAGUCAACGCCUUCCAAAUGCAAGUGCUCUGGGGAAAAUUUUCACUGCCUUACCUUUUGGUAACCCCAUUUAUCAGAUGUUAGAAUUAAAGCUCGCCAUGUACAUUGAUUUCCCUUCACAUAUGAAUCCUGGGAUUCUGGUUACCUGUGCAGAUGAUAUUGAACUUUAUAGUGUUGGAGAAUCUGAGUUUAUUAGGUUUGACAAACCUGGCUUUACCGCUUUAGCUCAUCCUUCUAGUUUGACUAUAGGUACUACACAUGGAGUUUUUGUUUUAGAACCUUGUAAUUAUUUAGAAUAUGGAGACCUUGAAUACAGAUGUUGCCAUUGUUUCCUUCAUAAGCCCAGCAUAGAAAAGAUGCAUCAAUUUGGUGCUGUGUGUAGACGUGGAAAUUUUUCUCAACAGGCUUUUGUGAGGGACGAUAUUCCCUCUCUUAAAGUAGACCCUGAGUAUGUCUACACAGACAGCCUAUUUUAUAUGGAUCAAAAAUCAGCGAAAAAGUUACUUGCUUUUUAUGAAAAGAUAGGCACACUGAGCUGUGAAAUAGAUGCCUAUGGAGACUUUCUGCAGGCUUUGGGACCUGGAGCAACUGUGGAGUAUACCAGAAACACAUCAAAUGUCACUAAAGAAGAGUCCGAGUUGGUAGACGUGAGGCAGAGAAUAUUUCAUCUUCUUAAGGGAACAUCACUAAAUGUUGUUGUUCUUAAUAACUCCAAAUUUUAUCACAUUGGAACAACUGAAGAAUAUUUGUUUCAUUUUACUUCAGAUAGCAGUUUGAAGUCAGAGCUUGGCUUACAGUCCUUAGCCUUUAGCAUCUUUCCAGCAGUACCAGAAUGCUCUGGCAACACGUCCUGUAUCAUUCAGAGUAUACUGGAUUCAAGAUGUUCUGUGGCCCCUGGCUCAGUUGUGGAGUACUCCAGAUUGGGGCCGGAUGUUUCAGUUGGGGAAAACUGCAUCAUUAGUGGUUCUCAUAUCGUAACAACAGCUGUCCUGCCUGCAUAUUCUUUUGUGUGUUCCUUAAGCUUGAAGAUGAAUGGACACUUAAAGUAUUCCACUAUGGCAUUUGGAGUGCAAGACAACUUGAAAAAGAAUGUUAAAACAUUGUCAGAUAUAAAGUUACUUCAAUUCUUUGGAGUCUGUUUCCUGUCGUGCUUAGAUAUUUGGAAUCUGAAAAUUACAGAGGAGCUGUUCUCUGGAAACAAGACAUGUUUGAGUUUGUGGAACGCUCGUAUUUUCCCAGUUUGUUCAUCUUUGAGUGAUUCAUUUACAACAUCCCUGAAGAUGUUAAAUGCUGUGCAGAACAAGUCAACAUUCAGCCUGAAUAACUACAAAUUGUUGUCCAUUGAAGAAAUGCUUGUUUACAAAGAUGUAGAAGACAUGAUAACUUAUAGGGAGCAAAUUUUUCUAGAAAUUACUUUGAAUAGAAAAUAG